UGAGUGUGAGUAUGUACCGUAUGUACACAUUGUUGUGAGUGAUAAACAUUGAAUGUUACGAUAAUAUUUUUGGUGGUAAAUAACUCGCAUCCCAUGCAAGUCAGUUAAUUAAAUUGAAUGUAACAAUGAGCAAACUCGUAAAAAAUCUUCAAAAGUUCAAACUAAUUACGUUUGAUCUGUCCGACACAUUGGUGAAAUUCAAGCGGCCACCAGGCAUUGUAUAUGCAGAAACAGCCACAGCUUUAGGACUGCCGAGUGUCGAUCCGCAGAAAUUGGCCGCACAGUUUUCGAGUAAUUUUAAGCAAAUGGACCGAGACUAUCCGAAUUUCGGUCGGAAUGUCAUGGGCUGGGACACUUGGUGGGAAAAGUUGAUUUUUAACAUUUUCAAAUCAGCCGGCACAGAAUUGAAUCCGGAUGAACUGUACCACCUAACAAGCGAACUGAUCGAUAAAUUCGAGACCGAUGAGUGCUACGAAGUACAAGACGGAGCAAUCGAAUUGAUAGAGAAAAUCAAAGAUAUCGACAAAAUCGUGGGCAUUGUGUCGAACUUUGAUCCUCGGCUACGGUAUUUGGUGGAAAAUAUGAAAUUACCGCAGUUCGAUUUUGUGGUCGGAUCAUACGAAGCGGGCGCAGCGAAACCGGAUCCCAGCAUUUUCGAUCUUGCGCUCAAAAUGACCAACUUUAAUGCAUUUUCCGAACAGUCGUUACACAUUGGCAAUACACCAACAUUGGAUUAUGUCGCGGCGAAAGAGGCCGACUGGAGCGGUGCACUGAUAACAAAUGGCCAGACCGGUUGGAUGUUGCAUAAAGACAAAAUUAAUGAGAAUCAUGUGUUUGAAUCACUGCAAGAUUUCCUCAGAAAACUGGAAACGGAUGACAUCGAAUGGGACGAAACGACGAAGUGAACGGGAAAUUGAUUUUAGUUUCGUUCGUUAGUUAGUAACGUGUUGAAAAGCAUGUAACAAAAACACCUUAAGCUGAAUAGAUGUGUUUUGAAUUGUUCAA
Bradysia coprophila is the source of this 1005-nucleotide messenger RNA. Its product is annotated as rhythmically expressed gene 2 protein-like. The record is from RefSeq and is a predicted model, not a curated record. Lineage: Eukaryota; Metazoa; Arthropoda; Insecta; Diptera; Sciaridae. Gene Ontology annotation, cellular component: nucleus.